CCGCAGCGUUUGCAAACAUCGCUGCCCUCGCCUGCCCUGCCUUUUUCCUUCUCCUCCCCUAAAAACUGCCGCGGGGCCCCACAGCUCCCUGUUCUCUGCUGUCACCCUCCUGGCUUCACUUUCCCGGCGCAGAGCAGCUCCGUGCCAGGAUGGCCAAUCCAGACACCUACCUGCGUCAGCCCUGGCUCACAGUGCACGGCAUCCCAAUGGUCAAUGCCUUUGCCCACAACUGGGAGCGCAUCGACACGUUCCAGAGCCGCCCGGAGGACAUUGUUGUGGUCACCUUCCCCAAAUCUGGCACCACCUGGGUCACGGAGAUUGUGGACAUGAUCCUGCAAGGCGGCGACCCUGAGAAGUGCAGACGGGACAUUAUUAGCAGGAGGGUGCCCAUGCUGGAGUUCUCUGCACUUGGGGAAAUGCCAGCAGGGACAGACCUGCUGGCCACCAUGCCCUCGCCCCGUGUGGUGAAGACCCACCUGCCCACACAUGUCCUGCCCAAAUCCUUCUGGAAAAAACACUGCAAGAUGAUCUACGUGGGGCGCAAUGCCAAGGAUGUGGCUGUCUCCUACUACCAUUUUGACCUGAUGAACAAGUUCCAGCCACACCCUGGGACUUGGUCCCAGUACCUGGAGGAGUUCAUGGCUGGCAGAGUGGCAUAUGGCUCCUGGUAUGACCAUGUCAAGGACUACUGGGAGCGGAGGAAGGAUCACCCCAUCCUCUACCUCUUCUAUGAGGACUUGAAGGAGGACCUCCACCGGGAGAUUGCCAAGGUGGCCCAGUUCCUGGGGAGGGAGCUGCCGGAGGCAGCCCUGGAUGCUAUCGCCCGACACACCUCCUUUGAGGCCAUGCGGGACAACCCCACCACUAACUACACCAUGGUACCCUCCCACCUCAUGGACCAUGGCAUCUCUCCCUUCAUGCGCAAAGGCACCACUGGAGACUGGAAGAACCACUUCACUGUGGCCCAGAGCGAGCGCUUUGACCAGGACUACGCACAGAAGAUGUCGGGCACCGACCUGCGCUUCCGCACCCAGAUUUGAGAUGGUGCCAUCAAGUGCCCCCCAAAACCAACCCACCCCCACCAGUCUCACUCCCUGGUGACAGCUCCAGCACUGGCGCCUGCCCAUUUCUCACUGGUCUCCCCACACCACAGGGACUUCUGCAAAAAUAAAGAGUUUCAUUUCUGCAUUUUCCUUCCAAA
Messenger RNA from Apus apus (common swift), 1201 nucleotides. RefSeq names its product sulfotransferase 1B1-like. Gene Ontology annotation, cellular component: cytoplasm. Gene Ontology annotation, biological process: sulfation. Gene Ontology annotation, molecular function: sulfotransferase activity. Bases 150 to 1040 code for a protein of 296 amino acids. The record is from RefSeq and is a predicted model, not a curated record. The transcript is spliced from 8 exons. Lineage: Eukaryota; Metazoa; Chordata; Aves; Apodiformes; Apodidae.